UGACAGACCACAAGAUGGCGACACAGACUUUAAAAUUUGAUGAGCCACCAGUCUGUGAACUGUACAGUCAGUGUAGUUUUCUAGAGUUACAGCUGAAACAUGCCUCAGAUCAUCUUCAUACCAGGACAGGUUCCGUCCAUCUCCUGUAGGUAAUUUCUGCCCGGUUGUAUAUUUGCUUGUACGCGGAUAUCACACAUCUCAUUCAGCCUUCCUGUCAUUCUCAGAAGUGAGUGAAUGUGUCGCAUCCCACCUUGCAACUGCACGCCAUGCAGACACAGAGAGCUCAGAUUGCACUACAGUCGGGUUUCAGAUAGCACAGGUCCACAUUACCACGUAGUCAGUGCUUUUCUUUUUUUUACGCGUUUAGAAAAAGGACUUCUGUGCCAAAAUCCGUGGCAUGUGAGCUCCUAUUCCUUAAUCAGUGCGAAAAUAAACAGAUUUUUUUGUUGUUCAAUCUGGCCUCAGAUUACAAACAACGGGUAGUCUCUGACAAAAAUAAUUCUAGAAGGUAGAUUUUGCUAUUUUGAGAGGUGAAAAUGAUUGUUUAUAAAGGAUUAAGUCUAAAUAAUGUUGUUUCUGUUGAAUUUGGAUUAGAGCGAUCUCAUGUCCGCGCGCCUUCCUCUGGGUUGGACCUCACUGUGCGCGUGCAAGUCUUCCGGCCGUCUCACGCGCGCUCACUUUCUUUUUCUUUUUUUUCACUUUUGAGCAGCGCGCCCCUUUUCUCCGUGCGCCUCUCGAGCCACCGGACAGCGCAGCCGCUCGCGACUCCCAGGACACCCGGUAAUAAGUUCUGUGUCAGCCUUUCUGUUAGAGUGCAUACGCGCUCUAUGAGUGUGCGCUCUGAGGGUUCGGUGACAGCUUGCGUCCUAUUGUCCUAUCAUUCCUGCCCCACUCACACUCUGCAUCCUGUGGAGUUUCCUGCUGGUGAGGGAGCGCGUCAGGGAGAAACAGAGGGGUGAGAAGCGAGAAAGAAAAGUGGCGAUGGUGAUUGACAGAUGAUCUGACAGAGGAAGACAUCAGACGCCGUCUCCGUGCUGGUUAUUAUGGGGUGUGCCUGUUGCAAGCAGAAAAAGUCUGCCAAAGCAGUAACAGCAACAUCAGCAGCCGUAGACAUUACAGAUCUGUCUCCUAGCAACGCAGAUGGAGGGUCGUCCGCGGCCGGGAUUCCGGGCCGUUACUGUCCUGACCCCACUGUGACAAUCCCAGACUUCAACACACCCUUCCCCUCCAGCACCAUCUUCCCCAACUCCAGCUCACACCAGCGGCCUGGAGGUGGUGGAGUCACUCUCUUUAUAGCUUUGUACGACUACGACGCUCGUACUGAAGAUGACCUCACUUUCCAAAAAGGAGAGAAAUUCCAAAUCGUCAACAACACAGAGGGCGACUGGUGGGAAGCUCGCUCUUUGGACACUGGAAACUCAGGUUACAUCCCCUCCAACUACGUAGCUCCCGUGGACUCCAUACAAGCCGAGGAGUGGUAUUUUGGGAAGAUGGGGAGGAAGGACGCGGAGAGACAGCUGCUGGGUCAUGGCAACCAGAGGGGCACUUUCCUCAUACGUGAGAGUGAGACCACCAAGGGCGCUUACUCGCUGUCCAUUCGUGACUGGGACGACAACAAGGGAGAACACGUCAAACAUUAUAAGAUUCGUAAACUAGACAACGGUGGCUACUACAUCACCACCAGAUCACAGUUUGACACUGUGCAGCAGCUGGUAGAGCACUACACAGAGAGAGCGGCAGGACUGUGCUGCCGUUUGAUUGGCAGCUGUAAGCGGGGCAUGCCUAAGCUGGCUGACUUAUCAGUGAAGACCAAGGAUAUGUGGGAGAUUCCCCGUGAAUCUCUCCAGCUGAUUAAGAAACUGGGAAACGGCCAGUUCGGAGAAGUCUGGAUGGGCAUGUGGAACGGCACCACCAAGGUAGCGGUGAAGACUCUGAAGCCAGGAACCAUGUCCCCUGAGGCCUUCCUGGAGGAGGCUCAGAUCAUGAAGAGACUCCGUCAUGACAAGUUGGUGCAGCUCUACGCCGUUGUGUCUGAGGAGCCCAUUUACAUUAUUACUGAGUUCAUGAGCCAAGGAAGCUUGUUGGACUUCUUGAAAGAUGGAGAGGGGCAGAGCCUGAAGCUGCCUCAGCUGGUGGACAUGGCUGCACAGAUUGCAGCUGGAAUGGCGUACAUUGAACGCAUGAACUACAUCCAUCGUGACCUGCGAGCAGCCAACAUCCUUGUUGGAGACAAUCUGGUGUGCAAGAUCGCUGACUUUGGCCUGGCUCGGCUCAUUGAGGACAACGAGUACACAGCCAGACAAGGAGCAAAGUUUCCCAUUAAGUGGACGGCUCCAGAAGCCGCACUGUACGGACGCUUUACCAUCAAGUCUGAUGUCUGGAGCUUUGGCAUCCUACUAACUGAACUCAUCACUAAGGGACGUGUGCCGUAUCCAGGCAUGAACAACCGUGAGGUGCUGGAGCAGGUGGAGAGGGGCUAUCGGAUGCCCUGUGCCCCGGGCUGCCCCGCCUCGCUCCAUGAACUGAUGGUGCAGUGCUGGAGGCGGGAGGCCGAUGAGAGGCACACCUUUGAGUACCUCCAAUCCUUCCUUGAGGAUUACUUCACUGCCACAGAGCCGCAGUACCAACCCGGAGAGAACCUGUGACCACACAAGCGUAGGACAGACGUGGAGCAAUAAAUGGACAGAGACAGAGAUAGACACAUGCAUACAAAUACACUGACAGGCAUGUCGUAGUACACAUACAUGCGUUCAGUGUAUUUGUUGCACAGAUAUAAAGAAACAUAUCAUUUCCUUGUUUAACAGUUUUUAAAGACUCUUUGAUCAUUGAUCGCUGCAGCCCAUUCAGGACAGAUCAGUUAACCGCGUUGAAGAGCAGAUUCGGAGCUCUUCUGGUCAGGCCUCGCAGUAAUGUUGCUUUACUCUGUAACCAUGACAACAAGGAACUGAAAGAAGAUGUAGAUGGUUGUGUUGGGGUGGGGGGAAGUCGAGUGGGUACAUGAUCUGUUCAGCUGCCAUAUAUGUUCAGGUCCUUUGAUUUCUCUUUCUGAGAAGAGCAUUUUAGUGGAUCGACUGUUUGCCGGAGAUAAAUGCGACGAUACAGAGAGGUUCACAGGUGCGACAGGUUAUCAGACGACAUUUUAAAUACAGUCUUUAAAAACUGUCAGUGAACCCCGUGGACCUGUGUGGUAACUGACUAGAUUAUGUACAGACACAGACACUGCUAUUUCAGGUUUAAGAAGAUUGACACUUCUGCAAUAACUGAACAGAGGUCCGUUUUCUUCUUUUUCAUGUUUAGAAAAAAAAUGCCGCAUCCAUGUCUGUUUCCUCAAACUGGUUUCCAUGUUUCCACUAACAUGUGCCUUAAUGUGGUCAAAUUAAAGAAUGUUUUAGAUUAGGUGCCUUUAUCAAUGUGUUAGGAAAGUCUGAGGGGAGGGAUGGUAAGGAAUUCCUUUUAUUUGUUUGAUAUUUUGUAUGACAAUUUUGUAUGAAUUGUCUCUUUUGUUGUUUUAAUUUAAGUCAGAUAUAUCUGUGCAUCACAAAGCAUUCCAUAUCUAGUCAACAUGUAUGCAGUUUUCAUCCAUUGGCAGGGCAGAGUGAAAUGUUACGCAUAAAGGGGAGAAGAUAAGUAUCAGAGGCCUGUGGAAAAAUAGUGUUUUAAAUGAUUUUUCUUGACUAGAAUGUAACCCUCAUGUUGUGAUUCCCCUGUCAUGUCAUUGUAAUAAAGAUCAGAUAUCUUUUCCAGGGUA
Acanthochromis polyacanthus (spiny chromis) is the source of this 3748-nucleotide messenger RNA. RefSeq names its product Yes-related kinase (gene yrk). The transcript has 14 exons. The record is from RefSeq and is a predicted model, not a curated record. NCBI's taxonomy places the organism in Eukaryota, Metazoa, Chordata, Actinopteri, Pomacentridae. Gene Ontology annotation, molecular function: signaling receptor binding; non-membrane spanning protein tyrosine kinase activity; ATP binding. The coding region runs from base 1044 to 2645 and encodes 533 amino acids. Gene Ontology annotation, cellular component: extrinsic component of cytoplasmic side of plasma membrane. Gene Ontology annotation, biological process: cell differentiation; innate immune response; cell surface receptor protein tyrosine kinase signaling pathway.